AUGGCAACAAAAAUAAUCUACUUCACAGUGAAUGGGAGACCAGAGCAGGCCGAGUUCCCACUGGACUGCCCGGCACAGGACGUCAAAGCUGAAGCGGGACCACAUGAUAUCCUGAAGAUGUACAACCCCAAAGGGAACAUCAUCAACAUCUCUCCGAGGCUGGAGCCCAACAGCCCCGACUCCUGCUACAAGCUGGAGGUGGUGGCAGCCGACUGCAACAGCGAGCCGUUAGGUGCAGAGCUGGCUGGUGCUCUGGGCUUUGAUCUCUCAUCCAUGGAAAAAAGACUGCAGGGCCUGGAGAAGAAAAUCCUCAUGGAGGCCGGUGAAACUCCUGCGGUGGUGUACGAGAUGAAGAAGCAGGUGGAUUCAUUCAGGGAGAAACUGGAGAGCGUGGAGCAUCUCAGCUGGUUGGGGUUGUUCAAAGAUCUUUCAGAAGGCACCCUCAAGCCGUCCCCGUUCUACCACAAGAGAACCCUGCACAAAACCCGAGAGGAGUGUGAACAUGUCCGGGAAAAGUUCCUGCAAAUGAGCUCUCUGGAGGUUUCAGAGGAAGUGAGACAGUACCUGAAAACCCCAACCUUUGAUAACUGGCAGUGGGAGGAUGCAGAGAUCAUGGUGCUCCUGCAGGUCAUGUACGUAGACUUGGAUUUCACAGCCACCUUCAACAUUGAGCCUGACGUUCUGCACCAGUUCCUGUUUGAAAUCUACCGACGAUACAACAACAUCCCGUUCCACAACUUCAAACACUGUUUCUGUGUGACUCAGAUGAUGUACGGGCUGAUCUGGCUGACUGACCUGAGGAGUAAGAUGGACAGCAUCGACCUGCUCAUCAUGCUGACCUCGGCCAUCUGCCACGACCUCGACCACACGGGAUACAACAAUGCCUACCAGAUAAAUGCACGGACUGAACUGGCUCUGCGCUACAACGACAUCUCCCCGCUGGAGAACCACCACUGUGCUGUGGCCUUCGAGGUUCUGGAGAGGACAGAGUGUAAUAUCUUCCGAAAUCUGUCCAUGGAUCAGUUCAAACGAAUUCGAGAGGGGAUCAUCAAAUGCAUUCUGGCCACCGACAUGACGCGGCACAACGAGAUCCUCAACAAGUUCAAGUCCAUCCUGCCCACGUUCGACUUCACCAGCAAGGAGCACCGAGACGUGCUAAUGAUGAUCCUCAUCAAAGUCAGCGACAUAUCCAACGAGGCGCGUCCCAUGGAGGUGGCCGAGCCCUGGCUGGACUGUCUCCUGCAGGAAUUCUUCAACCAGAGUGACAUGGAGAAGCUGGAAGGCCUCCCAGUCACCCCGUUCAUGGACCGGGACAAAGUGUCCAAGCCCUCCUCUCAGACGGGCUUCAUCAGAUUUGUUCUGCUGCCUCUCUUCAUCGAGCUGGCCAACCUCUUCCCCUGCCUGGAGCAGCACAUCAUCGACCCGGUGCGGAAGGCUCUCGACUACUACACGGAGAUGGAGAAAGCUCUGGAGAGGGAGACUCAGAACCGCGCUCACAGCGACGUAACGGGCAAAAGCAAAGAGGCUGCUGGGAGCAGACGGGAGAGCCAGACUAACGCCGGGCCUGAGGCGCAAAGACCGCACGCACAGUGA
This is a messenger RNA of Salarias fasciatus (jewelled blenny), 1593 nucleotides long. RefSeq names its product high affinity cGMP-specific 3',5'-cyclic phosphodiesterase 9A. The record is from RefSeq and is a predicted model, not a curated record. Gene Ontology annotation, biological process: signal transduction. NCBI's taxonomy places the organism in Eukaryota, Metazoa, Chordata, Actinopteri, Blenniiformes, Blenniidae. The coding region runs from base 1 to 1593 and encodes 530 amino acids. The transcript has 14 exons. Gene Ontology annotation, molecular function: 3',5'-cyclic-nucleotide phosphodiesterase activity.